CGUACUUCACGAGCUCUGCCAUAAAUCAGCUGUUCGCUUUCUAUUUACUAUUGUAAAAGUUUUUAUCUGAUUGUGUCACGGAAUAUAUUAUUUUAUAUACAAAUCAAAGUUUUCACAAAAUAUUGAAAUGGAGCAAUCAUCAAAUGAAAACGUGUUACUUAAGCGAAUAGCUUCUGUUACAGUAUGGUCAGAAAGUGAGACACGCCUUCUGUUCGACAAAUACGCCAGCUACUGUCCUGAAAUUGGCCCGAUGAAAAACCUUCGCAACAAAAAGGAAAUGUGGGAAAAGAUUUCUAAAGAAAUAAAAGGCAAAACUGCGAAACAAUGCGAAGAGAGAUACAAAACUGUUCUGAAAAGAAAAAAAACUGUGCUGGAAAAUAGCCAUACAUCAGAGGUGAAGAUACAAAGGGUGGACUACGAAAAUGAUCCCGAAAAUACUAGUGCUUUUGACGACUUCAUUGAACCGGAGGUGCAUUUGAGUAGUCAGGACGUGGGGAUGAAAAAUGUAAAUGUAGAGGAGACGCUGUUCAAAAUAGCUCAAAGAAAAAAAGAAUCAAGCGAGUGGCGGCAUCGGGAGAGGAUGGAGUCGCUCAAUAACUUUCAACAGCUUCUCUCGAACUCGUUGCAAAGGAAGGAAGUGGAGAAAAAGACUACGCUGCAGGACACUCUGUUAGAAAUAGCCCAAAUAAAAGAAGAAGGAAAGGAGCGGCGACAUAGAGAAAAGAUGGAGUUACUCAAUAGCAUUCAGCAGCUUCUCUCGAGUUUGUUGCAAGCAAAUGUACCCGUAGAUAAAUCAGAGACUUCAAGUAGCUUACUGUUUUUUAAAGAAGAAUGGUGAAAUGCAUUAGAUUAAUAUAUCAAUUAUUUUAAAAUUCAAUUCAAAUUUAUUUAGUCUAUGACUACAAUACUACCGGCUAGAUUAGAUAGGAGCAAUGAUAAAUUUAUAAGAAGUGUGAAGUAAUUAACGAUAAACAAAUAUAUAAUUAUCGACAACAAAAACAAUA
Messenger RNA from Anastrepha ludens (Mexican fruit fly), 1004 nucleotides. RefSeq lists its product as uncharacterized. Lineage: Eukaryota; Metazoa; Arthropoda; Insecta; Diptera; Tephritidae. The coding region runs from base 128 to 838 and encodes 236 amino acids. The record is from RefSeq and is a predicted model, not a curated record. The transcript is spliced from 2 exons.